AUGCCAAUUUUUCAGAAGAAGUUUGCACCGAAAGUAGCGCCACCGCGUACCCAGCGGCUCAACAUUGGCUGCCCACCGCCGGCCGAAGAUUUGGAUGAUUUCCGCACCAUUACGCUGAAUCUGGUUGAUAAGCAGCUUUGCUUCAUCGACGGUGUCUGGCUGAAUGGGUUGCGGACAGUUCCGGGUGGCUCGGGGACAGCUGCCGGGACCGCUGGCGUCAACAUGACGGACGAUUUGCUGCGCAUGAAGCGACGAAUGAAAACGCUCGAGCAGGAAAACAACAUGCUGCAGGUGAAGCUGGAUGUGCUGGUCGAUUUACUCACGGAGAAUGUGAUCGAACUGAAUGAAAUUAAAAACCAAUAG
Messenger RNA from Anopheles maculipalpis, 363 nucleotides. It is a transcript of the gene Cby, whose product is annotated as protein chibby homolog 1. The record is from RefSeq and is a predicted model, not a curated record. NCBI's taxonomy places the organism in Eukaryota, Metazoa, Arthropoda, Insecta, Diptera, Culicidae. The coding region runs from base 1 to 363 and encodes 120 amino acids. The transcript has a single exon.